Molecule: messenger RNA, 1368 nt
Organism: Mollisia scopiformis
Lineage: Eukaryota; Fungi; Ascomycota; Leotiomycetes; Helotiales; Mollisiaceae
Exons: 3
Coding region: 103-1368 (421 amino acids)
Source: RefSeq, a predicted model, not a curated record
GUCCAAACAACAUCACCCAACCUUCGCGACAUAUGCUCUCAUCAGAGAAUCUGUAGAACACCAUUCACACGAUUUCUUCUUUGUCUGGGUGUAUUCUUCACGAUGGCGAUGCUGUACCCCAGCCUCGUCUUACUUCUCCUCCCACAAUAUACCCAAGCUGAGAAUUUCAAGCCCAACUGCACCAUUCCUCCUCCUGGAGCAACUUAUGUUUCGGGACCAAACACUCGAGGUACUACUACUAUACUUUGGAACUGCUUGUCUAUCAUCUUCCUCUGUACCUGGAACAUUCAACACUUGAACAUACCAGCAGGUCGACCUCGAGCGAAAAGCUGGCUUCAAUCCACCUGGUGGGCUAUCUUGGACUCGAGAACCAAGAUCAAAUGGAUGAUUUUUACGAUUUUGGUCCCUGAGUAUCUAGUUGGCAAGGCGUUUGGCGAGUGGCUUGCCGCGAAAGAAGGAGUUUCUUAUGUUAAAAGAUGGUACCCGGAGAAUGUAAUCGAGUGGGAAACUGUCCAUGUUUACAUGGCAAAUAUGGGGUAUUUCGUGGUCGACUUCCGCGAUCUGAUAAGUGAUGUACAAAGUGAGAAUGAAACGUGCUUGGCUGUAGGAAAUGCUAUAGUCCAGAAACUAAUACAUCAAAGCCAUAUUCCAGCAGUUGAUAGAUACAUAGGAGACAAAUUGGUCAAAGGCCUAGCCCUUGCCCAGAUCAUCUAUCUUAUUGCGCAGCUAGCUGCACGCAAAAUCGCGGCGCUUCCUUCCACUCAGCUUGAGAUAGCAGCACUCGCCUUUUCUGCAUCAAGUAUGAUCACAUAUAUAUUUUACUGGGGCCGCCCUCAGGGAGUUAACAGUAUGCGACUUCUCAAAGCAAAGAGAAUCCCAGAUCACCACCGCUUGGGGAUAAUCUUGAGUGGCCGCCCGGUGCAUCUGUGGACCUCUGUCAGAACGCCAGAGAGGCUUGACAAACAAUUAGACCUUGAUAAUUUCAGUCAGCAUCUGAAUACCCUGCCCUUAGCAUUCCGUGCUGUGAUCGGCGGUACACUUUUUGGUGGAGUUCAUUGCCUGGCGUGGAAUUUCCAUUUCCCCACUCCCGACGAACAACUCGCAUGGAGGUUUUGUUCGGUUUUGAUAGCCUGCUUGCCUACUUUAUCGAUACCUGCUCUUGGAGGAUGGAUGUAUCUCAACAAUGAGAGAAAACUCAAUCAAUGCCCAGUAAUGAGCUUCCUAAUCGGCUCAAUCUGCAUCCUUCUCCUCGCUGCAUACAUCCUAGCACGACUCUUCCUGAUCGUCGAGAUAUUUAGAAGCCUGUUCUUCCUCCCACUAGAAGCGUACAUCGAGACUUGGUCUGGAAACUUCCCUCAUUUCGGUUGA